Messenger RNA from Physella acuta, 1305 nucleotides. RefSeq names its product ethyl acetate hydrolase-like. The record is from RefSeq and is a predicted model, not a curated record. Lineage: Eukaryota; Metazoa; Mollusca; Gastropoda; Physidae. Gene Ontology annotation, molecular function: hydrolase activity.
GAUUCCACGUCUGCUACUUGCAGGAUACGUCGUGCCAGGAUUAUACAUCUAAAACCUACAGUAAAUAAAAAAAAAAAAAAACAUAGACAUGGCCGAAGCCCCUGAGACAGACGCCCCAGGACCGUCCACAGAAGUCUGCGGACCGCUGGAGGAGAUAGCCAAGGGCCACACGAUCCACGAAGAGUUCUAUACCUUUGUGGAGAGGAGCGUUGAGAUGGGAGGCAAGCCUUUCAGUGAGCUCAGCGUGGAAGAGGCCAGGGUUCAAGGGGAAGAAAUGACGAGGGUUUUCUCAGGGGAGGUAGACUUCGAUGGCGAGGUGCGAGAAAUCAUCAUCCCAUCUCCUUUCGCUAAAGAGGGAAUACCCACUACAAUCUACAAACCAUCCAACGUAUCGGAAAUUCCCACAAUCUGCGUCUAUUUCCACGGCGGCGGGUUCAUCCUCUUCAACCGGAAAUCGUACGAAACCUGCCUCAAAACGCUAGCUCGGGAUUCGGGAGUUAUCUUUCUUAACGUGGAGUACCGGUUGCUGGAUGAGGCGGAAACGCCCACGGCGCCAUUCGAUGACGCGGUGCACGUGACCAAGUGGGUGAUGGACAACCGAGAGGCGGUGGGCGGUCACCCGGAGAGUAAGGUCGGUGUGGGCGGAGACAGUGCCGGAGGUCAGCUGACCAUCACCGUGACCAAUGAGCUCCAAGGUCUAGAUUUUCAAAUUUUGAUCUACCCUAACUCGGAUCUAUCGUUUGAGCAGCCUUCAGUGCAGGAAUUCGCCAACUGCCCGGGUCUGAGUAUGAAGGACGUCCAGUGGUUUUGCAAGCACUCGAUCGACAGGAUACCCGGCAACGUCACCAACCCCAAGAUCAACGGCAUGGCCCGGACCAACACGGAGCUCUCGCCCCCCGCCCUGGUCCUGCUGGCUGACCUUGACCCCCUGAGAGACAGCGGCAUGGCCUACGCCGAGAAGCUGAGGGGCGCGGGCGUCAGCGUCAGGAUCGUCAUCAUCGAAGGGGUGCCGCACAUCUUCUUUGGGCUCCCGGGCGUCUUCAAGACAAAAUGCGAGGAGGCUUACGGUCACGUCGUUCAGUUUCUGAAAGAGCUCCAACAAAACUGACCAAUCAGAUAACGCCGUGUCAUUUUGACCGUGUACUUUUGACUCUUACCAAAUCAAAAAAAAUAUUUCACAUUUGUAUAAGAAUUAUUAAUGUAUUGUAUGUGUAUAAUUUAAUUGUAACAUUUUAGCUUUAUUAUAAUUGUAAAAUAAUGUAUUCAUUUUUAUGGAAGACUUUUAAAUUAAAUAAACAAAAGUUU